Thalassophryne amazonica is the source of this 1880-nucleotide messenger RNA. RefSeq lists its product as uncharacterized. The record is from RefSeq and is a predicted model, not a curated record. Gene Ontology annotation, cellular component: transcription regulator complex; nucleus. Gene Ontology annotation, biological process: regulation of transcription by RNA polymerase II. NCBI's taxonomy places the organism in Eukaryota, Metazoa, Chordata, Actinopteri, Batrachoidiformes, Batrachoididae. The transcript has 5 exons. Bases 258 to 1541 code for a protein of 427 amino acids.
GAAGCUACAGCUAGUUACCUUAGAAGGUUAAAAACCUUCCGAAAAAUACAAAAAAUAAAUACUUUACUUUGUAAACCUCUAAUAUGUUUCUUAAAUCGUUCUCGCGCUACAAAAACGGCAGUAAAUUGGAGGAACGACGAAGCGAGCGUAAAACUUCCAACAGCUUGAGAAGGUUGUUGCUAACGAAGAGCUGUUAAAUCAGCACCGAGAAGAAAUUAGUGGAUUAAACGAAGAGAAGAAACGAGCCAACGUGUUGGAUGCUGUUUUCAAGCCUGAAGUUCAUUGAUACACAGCAGGUGAUGGGCGAAGAUGUUAAAACAGUUAUCAGAGUGGCAGCAGUAGGAGACAUGCAACCGGAAUGGAAUCCGAGUCUGGACCAAAAGUACUCGGAGCCUCUAGACAUUAAAGAGGAACAGGAGGAACUCUGGGAGUCGACUUCUGACUCAGAGGUGUCUGAAAUGUUCAAAGCCAACUCUCAAGCAAAGAAGAAAAGGAAGAAGGUGGCAGCAACCCUCUCGAGAGAAGAAGAAGAGUUGAUGGUUGAGUGGCUCAGGGACCAUCCGGAGAUGUACGACAAGCGCUUGAGUCAGUACAAGAAUAUUCAGAGAAAGGACGCCCUGUGGGACGAGAAGGCCCGAGAGAUGAAGAAGGACACUGCCAAACUGAAAGUCUGGUAUAAGAGCCUCAGGACUCGGAUGGGCAAGCUAAUGAAGAAGAAGACCACCAAAGGCGAUGAAGAGCUCACUGACAGGGACAAGUGGAUACUUGCCAAUCUGGAGUUUUUGAGAGUCCACAUUGCGCGUGUGCACAGGAAACCGUUUGUCAGUAUUGCCCAGGUUCCGCCACCAGCUGCAGCCACCGUAUCUGCAGCUGCAGUUGGUAUCAACGAAUCCAACACCCCUGACAUGAAUGAUCCUACAGCGCCUACACCCUCAAGCACCAAUUCCAGCAGCACAACAACCCCACACGUCCAGCCCGCCAACCUUAGCCAUGGUAGGAGGGGAGAUGAGCAAGACAUGCGUCUACUUGCAUCACUGCAGGAUCAAGUCACCCAGCUCAUGGCGAUGCAACAACAGUUGCUCCAGCGGAUGAGGCCUGAGGGAAACCGAGAGAGGCUUGGCUUUGUUGAGUGGGUGAGGUCAACGCUGGUGAGCCUUGAGCACGACUGUUGGCGGCGCUGCCAGAAAGAUAUGAUUCGGAUGUUAAUGAGCUACAUCGACGAGAAUGACACAAUACGCAGGUCAGCUUGUGCUAGUGCUCCAUCUGAUGCUCCUGCACCUCCUGCUUCCUCAGCCAAUUCAUGCUACCCUGGACCUUCCCAUGCUCCAGAUGGGCAGCCUCCUGCGCAACAAAUGUGGCAACCUCAACCCCAUCAGUGGCCAGCCCAGAUCCAGAACCCCACAUCAGUCUUUGGAUCAAUGGAGGCGAGCUGGAUGCAGCAGUUCCCCCAAAUGAACUUUGGUAGUGGCUCUACAUCUCAGUCUCAACCACGCUCAUGGUCAGCUCCUCCCACGACCUCAACCAGUACCCUGGAGUCUUGAAUGCGUGGAUUCGCAAGUAGACCUGGACACUGAUGCAUUACAGGCUGCUGCUCAGUCUGCCAUAUCAAGAGCCAACGAGGGUGAAGAAAUUCAUCAUAUCACUCAGAAGACUCAAGCACCACCUCCAACAUCAAAUGCCAGUUAAAGGAUUAGUUUGACUAGUGUCGAGUGAAUUACUUUGAUUUGUAUGAUUAAUGCACUCGCCAUCCUCGAGUACUUCACCAUACUUGUUUUCAUACCGUUCUGUGUUUUGCUGUAAAAGCAAAAGCACUGUUACUGUUUGUAUUUACAAUAUAGGAGACAAAUAAAUAUGAAUAAAUAAUGGUUGUAAUUUGUUCA